Messenger RNA from Clonostachys byssicola, 1251 nucleotides. NCBI's taxonomy places the organism in Eukaryota, Fungi, Ascomycota, Sordariomycetes, Hypocreales, Bionectriaceae. The record is from the annotation of a GenBank genome assembly.
AUGGCUUCUCACAUAAGCUGUCUGCGUUACGGAGCCGGUCUUCACCGUCUCGAUACGGCCAAGGCCCGCGAGGAGCGACAGCGCAAUGGAUGCAAUGAGAUCGAGCUUGAAGUUCAGCGAAGGAUUUGGUGGCACAUGGUUGCAGAUGAUUGGCUAAUGAGCUUUGCGGGAGGCCCGUUUGAUGGUGUCUACUCUUUCCAUUCGCAGCACAUGAAGGUGGACUAUCCGAAGAAUGUCGACGAUCACCAUAUCACUGCCUCUAUGCCUGUGCCCGACCUGCCACUCUCUACACCCACAGCGAUGUCUACUUUCCUAGCACGCGUCAGAUUUGCCACCCUCUGUCGUGAGAUUGUAGACAUCAUGGGGCCAACAUUACUAGAGGGCAACGAGCCCGAGUACAGUGUCGUCUUAGAAAUAGGACAACGGCUGCAGAAUCACCUUGAUGAACUCCCUCCCUUUCUCAGACUAGAUCCUGACAGUAUAAGGAUGAACCAGGAUGUUUGCGCACAGAGACCCGAUCUUGCGUUGCAACGGCUUGCUACAAACUUUAGUAUUCACGCACGCAUUUGCCGACUUCAUCGCCUGUAUCACCUAGAAGGCUCACUGAAUCCAGAGUACGCAUACUCACGCACCAUGUGCAUCCGGUCAGCUCAUCGGGUCCUGGAGCUGAGGCGUGCUAUGGACCAGGUUGGGACAGAAGCAGGCUGCCAUCCAGCCCGGUUUUGGAAGAUUACGCAGCACGUAUUCCUCGCGGCCUUGACCCUGGCGACAGAUGUUUCUAUCAACCCCGAGGGCCCGGAUGCGGAUGAUAGGAAGGCGAAAGUGAUGGCGGCAUACAAGACUUUGGAGAGCUCCAAAGAGGACUCAAUCACGCUUGUGGAGACGAUCCAGAAGAAUCUACAGGCUCUGAUGACAACUUUAGAGUCAAGGCGAACGGCGAUUCCAUCGUCUCUGGGUAGAGCUCAAAGACCACGGAGACCUGAAACCGUGAUAGCGCAAGUCGCUCUCGCCCAACACCCGCCACGGCUGGAGCCGAUCGGACCAGAGGUGAGCGAUGAGCCUGGAUUAGGUUCAAUGAACCAGGAUAUCCCGAUUUCAGUUGAUGGUAGUGUUUCCGCAAUGGAUAGCGGCAGCUCUGGGGUGGAUCAGCUAUGGGAUGACUUCUGGGCUGUGGCCCCAGAUUUGGAGGCCACAGACUGGAAUAUGUUGCUAGAAGACAUGUACACGGACUGGGAGCCCAACAUACAAUAG